CGCGUCUUGUCUCAGAUACUGAAGUUUCUCCCCAGUGCUUUACUGCUACUAUUUCCCGCGUUGGACUCUGGCACAUUAGAAUUGAGAGAAUUUAUCACUGUCCACCUUUGGCGAUCGACGACGAAUUGGCCACUCCAGGCUCCAGCAUCCAUGGCGCCUGUUUUCGUUCGCCGACUCGAGAAUCCGACUGAGGAUGAAAUUGAGCGAUGUGCAUCCGUCCUCCUUGCCGCAUUCAAUUCCCUCAACGAUGUCUUCUCGCAUAGUCUGACUGGAGGCAACCGAGAUCUAGACUUCGAUAUCAACGUCGCCCCAGUCCGAGCGGCUCUGAUCGCGGGCCAAGUUUGGGUAGCGGGGUUCGAUGCUGCUGUAUCAGAUAUCUGCGCUGUCGCGUUAUGGUUUGGGCCGGGAGCGGAAUACUUGGCAACCGAGGAACAGCGGGAGGCCGGCUGGAAUCAGCUGCAAGCCAAGUUCACGCCGGAAUUGAAACAGUGGUGGUCCUAUUUCAUCCCGCGAUUCGGACAGUGGUGCGAUGCUUCUCUGGGACCAGGAGUCAAGCUCCGGUCAUGGCGUCUUAACAGUCUGGGCACGCUUCCCGAACACCAUGGUCAAGGUCUCGGCGCUGCGCUUAUCCAAGCUAUCGAAAUCAAGGCCAAGGCGGACAAUGUCAUGAUGGUUCUGGAGACGACCACAGACGAGAAUAUUCGUUUCUACCAAAACCGUGGAUUCCUGGUGCGAGGAGAGCCUCUGAGUAUUCUUGGCUCAGGUGGAGAGACGACGUUCACGUGUCUCUCGAAAUCCGUUACCUAGAAGCAUUUAUCAAUGGAUAAACGCCAGUUCUGUUGAAUAUCGGGGGUGAUGACCUGAUGAGGCCUGCCUUGUAUACAUUUGGAUAUGCCUCUGUCAUUAUCCUUGGUUUCGGCGUCAAGAAAACCGCGAACAGUGCCCUUUUC
This is a messenger RNA of Mycena citricolor, 950 nucleotides long. The record is from the annotation of a GenBank genome assembly. Lineage: Eukaryota; Fungi; Basidiomycota; Agaricomycetes; Agaricales; Mycenaceae.